GUGUGAGAUGGGCAGCGCGCAGUGAAUCUUGAAAUUGAUCCGUCAGAAUCGAGUUUUAAGCUUAAUCGCGAUGUGAUGGCAGGAACUGGGGGGGUCCUGCCAUCCCCCUGGCGCUGCAGGGCCUGGCUGACGUCACCGGCCGGAGGUUCCUGCCCGCCAGCCUGCAUGUUACACAAACCCACGCACAUCUCAAUCAUGGGAAACCAUUAGACUCUUGUCAGGUGUGCUGGAGACGUGCAGGACACUUGGGGCAUGUGCUGCUGUCGCGGGGUCAUUCGUGGUAACCUGCCUCUUCUCCUCCUAACAUCACCAUCCCCAGAACGAACCACGGCAAAGGGCUGACGUCAAACCACCCAUUUACAAAACCAUACACUCCGGUCACCGACUCACACAGAUCGCCCACCAUGGGCCGCCGCGAGAAGCUCGUCGCGCGCUCCAUCGUCUUCGCCAUCCUCAACAACAAGGACGACGGCAAGCCGCCCACCAAGCCCUCCCUGCUGCGCCGCGCCCUGCGUCUGCUCAACCUGUACUGGCUCACCUUCGACCUGCUCCGCAACGAGCUCUUCAUCUCGCUCCGCGCCGCGUGGGGGGUGCCCGAGGAUCGGUACAGGGCGAGCUUCGUCGCCGAGGGCCGGCGCAAGGGCAGCCAGGGCGGCAGCCUCGAGGCUCUGGGCGACAUGGGCUACAGCGGCUCGACCUUCUUCCGCACCUCGGACGGGCGGUACCUCGUGAAAUCGGUCCCGCGCAGCUUCGAGAACAGCUUCUUCAGGAGGGAGCUGAUCCUGCCGUACGCGGAGCACAUGCGGGCGCACCGCGAGGGCAGCAUCCUCGUGCGCAUCACCGACUUCCUGCAGUCUCGCCACAAGAGCCUGGGCAUGCUGCUCGGGCUCGCGCCGAGCCACCACAUCGUCAUGGAGAACCUACUGUGCGGCAGCGACGGGGCGGCGGUGGACAAUACAAAGUGGGAGUCUUGGGACCUGAAGCCCAUGUCGUACUUGUUUCCCGAGCGCGACGUCGCGGGCGGCGUGCUCGCCAGCGAGGCGACCAAGUCCAGGCUUCCCGACAAGUUCGAAGGCAAGAUUUACCUCUCACGGAGCCAGCGCGAUGAGUUCGUCGAGCAGCUCCGGAAGGACACGCAGCUCCUCGCCGAUGCCAACGCGGUCGACUACUCGCUCUUUCUCGUGCCCGGCAUGGCCAGGAUCACCGAGGACUCCACCACUGCCACUUCACAACCAGAGCAGCAACGGCAGGACAAGAAGCCGACGUGGCGGACAGGCAUCACGAACCGGGACGGGAAGCAGGUCUACCGCGCGGCGGUGCUCGACUUCUUCUGGGCGAAACACUCGAUGCACGCGAAGGCCAUGACGGGGCUGAUCAAGACGUACAAUGUGAUCGACGAGCAGGGGCCCAUGAGCAUCACGGCCGAGAGCAGCGAGUACCGCGACCGGUUCGUCAGGAUGUGCGAGGAUAUGAUCGAGGUGCAG
Microdochium trichocladiopsis is the source of this 1484-nucleotide messenger RNA. RefSeq names its product phosphatidylinositol-4-phosphate 5-kinase-domain-containing protein. The record is from RefSeq and is a predicted model, not a curated record. The annotation marks the transcript as partial. Gene Ontology annotation, molecular function: phosphatidylinositol kinase activity. Gene Ontology annotation, biological process: phosphatidylinositol metabolic process. Lineage: Eukaryota; Fungi; Ascomycota; Sordariomycetes; Xylariales; Microdochiaceae. The transcript has 2 exons.